This is a messenger RNA of Stegostoma tigrinum, 8974 nucleotides long. RefSeq names its product pleckstrin homology domain containing, family G (with RhoGef domain) member 2 (gene plekhg2). NCBI's taxonomy places the organism in Eukaryota, Metazoa, Chordata, Chondrichthyes, Orectolobiformes, Stegostomatidae. The record is from RefSeq and is a predicted model, not a curated record. Gene Ontology annotation, molecular function: guanyl-nucleotide exchange factor activity.
AGAAUGCACUGAGUGUGAGAGUCCUGGUUGUUCCAGUGAAGAUAAAAGAAAGGGCUUUAUUCUUCAGGAGGACAUCGUACACCAACAAGAACAGUGGGAGGAAAGAAAAUCAAUCAUAUCCCCCACCCCCGCGCAAUCCCUCUGUCUCCCCUCACCCCCACAGACAAGGAACAGGAGGUUCCCUCGGCUCUGAGUGGAUCACCAUGCCAGAAUGGGCACAGAUUAGCAGCGGACAGCAGAACAGCGACCGAGGUGCCUCCAGACCGUGCUCGGCCUCGUCCCUGACCCUGAUGGCAGUGGCAGUGGUGGAUGGGGUAUCAGUUGCUCCCAUCUCGGGCAGCUGUACGUCUGUGAACACGGUUUGUUCGGAUAGUGACCACCCGAUCAGCCUCAGCUCCUCCACUUCCUCGGCGUCGCUGCAGGAUGGGCACAGCUCAUUUGGCAGCAACGGGACCCUGGUACCAAGCGCAGGCAGUUUCAGUUACCCCUCUGUGCUCGGCAGCGACAUCAGCCUGGACCUAACGCCGGUUAGCCAUGCCAAGGCUCCCUCGGGCGAGGGGGACGGCAGGCCCGGGAACCUGAUGAUGGAAGCUCCCCGGGGAACGGACUGUCACAGUGUUCCCUGGUCCCCUCCUCCCAGCGCCACGUCCCAACUAAAGGAGCCCCUUGUGAAGCUGUCUCAUGUGGACAGGGUGGUGAAGGAGAUCAUUGAAACUGAACGGGCGUUCGUUCGGGAUUUGAAGAGCAUCGUGGAGGAUUACCUGGGCUGUAUCAUCGAUGCUGAAGAGCUUCCGUUACAACCUGAUGAAGUGAACACUUUGUUCUGCAACAUCGAAGACAUCUACCAGUUUAACAGCGAGCUGCUGGUGGACCUGGAGACCUGCAAAGACGCUGUCGCGGUGGCAGAAUGCUUUGUCGAACGGAGUGAAGAGUUUGAUAUUUACACGUUGUACUGCAUGAACUACCCCAACUCUGUGUCUGUCCUGAGAGAAUGCAUGAAGAAUGGAACCCUUGCCAAGUUCUUCAGAGAACGUCAGACAUCCCUUUCACAUUCGUUGCCGCUGGAAACGUACCUUUUAAAGCCAGUUCAAAGGAUCCUCAAGUACCACCUCUUACUGCAGGAAUUGGCCAAACACUUUGAUAAAAGUGCGGAGGGGUACGAGAUGGUGAAAGAAGCGAUAAUCACCAUGACAGCCGUGGCCUGGUACAUCAAUGACAUGAAGAGGAAACAAGAACAAGCAGUAAGGUUACAGGAGAUUCAGAACUCGCUGUUGCACUGGAAGGGCCCGGACCUGAUAGCGUUUGGGGAGCUGGUCCUGGAAGGAACAUUCCGGGUGCAGAGAGCCAAGAAGGAGCGAACCCUCUUCCUGUUCGACAGAAUGCUGCUGAUCACCAAGAGACGGGUGGAGCAGUACAGCUACAUCCUGCACAUCUUUUGCUGUAAUUUGACAUUAUCGGAGAACCUGAAGGAUCAGCUGAGCUUCCGAGUGACGGAUCUGACCAUCCCAAAACGACAGCACACUUUCCAGGCGAAGAACCAAGAGGAGAAGAGAUUGUGGAUCCAUUACCUAAAACGAUUGAUCAUUGAGAAUCAUCCAGCCUCCAUCCCACAGAAGGCAAAACAGGUCCUGCUGGAAAACGAUUCUCACCACGCUCAAGAGAUGCAGAUCAGCCCUGAUUCGUUCCAGAGAGUGCCAUCUUCUCCCGGUUUCGAUGACAGCUUGCCAUUCCAGCGAGGGCGUAGGCAAUCAGAACCUCCAGCCUUCAUUUACACCCCAGAGAGAGCAAAGAAAGUAUUCCCCCUAUUGAACAUGGAUACCCCUCUCACACUGCGACGAGGCAGGAGACAGUCUGAACCAAGCAAGCAGAUCCAGGCAGUGAUUGAUCAGAGUGUAUACGGGCAGUGAGGACGAUCACUCUCCAACAUGGAGACGCUCAGUUUACUGGGCAGUGCCACUACACUGGCAUCUAGCGUGGUGGAGCUGGAGGUUGGUGCGGAAGCCAAGCCUGGAGAGUCGGGUUCACCAGAAACGCCUCAUCGCCCACCCAGAGACGAGGCCUCCUCGGAGCGAAUAGCCCAGAGCGCUACAGAGAAGCAGGAGGAUGCUGAAGAGUACGAAGAAGGCCCGGAAUUUUGCGGCAUCGGCAACAUCGAUCUGGAGAUGGAACAGGCACAGAUAUUUGCGAACAUGGAGCUGUUGCAGAAGAAAACAUCUGAAGAUCUGGAUGCCAUUGUAGAGGAGCCCACGUUUCAACUCCGAACGGUAAAUGGGGAUGACUCUCUGCUGGAUGUUUAUGAAGAUGCAGAUGUCGACGUGUCCGAGAUUUCGCUGCUAGACAUGGCCUAUGUCAAUGGAACAGAGGGAUGUGAAACCAACACCAGUGAGUCCUCCGAAGACAAUGACCUCCAGAGACAAAGACAGAAUGUGGACAAUUUGGAAUCGCUGGGCGAGAUGGACCAAGUUGGCCAGGACUCUCAAGAUGUUGGCUCGUUUGCCAAUGGAAGGUUGACCUGUGAAGGCCAGAGGUCAAUACUGGACCAUGAAGACCACCACAGUUCCCACCAUGACAGUGAGGAGACCCUACCAGGGAGGGAGGAUGGUUUUAAAGUUAAUGGCUGUCCCGUAGCGAUGAGGUUGGGAAGUCCUGUCCAGGUGGAGUUGGCGGAGGAAGCCCCCAGUAGUGGCCAUGCCGAUCGAUUGGCCAAACCAAACGCAGCCAAGAAGGACUCAGUCCAGAUGGAAAAUGACCGGCUGCUAAUUGAGAAGAUCAAGAACUAUUACGAAUCGGCAGAGAUGGCCAAUGAUCAAUCCCACCUCCAACGAAGAGAGAGCAUCUCCUUCAUACCGACUGGCGUGGUGAGGGAUUCCGUCCUGUGGUUCAAUUACAAGAUGGCGCACGAGAGCAUUCAAGAGGCACCGAGCGACAAGUUUCCUGGCAGCGAUCGGCCGCCAGUCAGUGCACCAGGCAUGAGUUCAGAACCCCACUCCCAAUCGAGUGAUGGUCAGCUCCAGCCAGGCUCUGUCCGAGUGCGCCCGGUGCCCCCUGGUGGCACUGACCCGCCACUAAGCCAACAGCCCACAGAGGCCGAACCGGAGCCAGAGUUCAAAUCCUCUGCCGAAAUUCUCAGGGUUUGGCAGGAAAUGGAGAAGGCAGCUCAUUUCUGCCACAAACAUGAGUCUUGGAAUGGCUGUGGUAAAGCACUGGGCAAGAACGAGGGCCCUUCCAGCUCCCGGCAGCCAGGCUACAGUGAGCCCCUGUUAAUCCUGGAGGACUCCGACCUCAGCCCCUCCACGGAAUUCUCCGGAGCGUCAGCCGACGAGGUGAAGCGGGACCCAACGGACACGAAGCCUGAGCUGAAAGUUGGCCUGGAAGGCGAGACCAGUCCAAAUGACAAUGUGACCUACGGGCCUUGGUGUGUCGGCCAAGGCAUGCCGCUCUGUGGAGAUAUCGAUGGCUGCCUCUUCCAGAACUCCGAGAAAAUCAUCAACAAAGUCCAGUUUCUGGCCAAAAUGUACAGCCAGCGAAUCAGCAGGAAGAAAGCAGCCAUGCCGAGGAGGAUCUGGGAACUCGAGCCUGAGGCGAGAGCAGAGUACAAGCAGUGGAAGAGGAGACCGGUGAUGAAACUGACCAGGGCCCGCGAAGUCUAUCAAGAGAUAGAAAGUGACGAUGAACUUGUGGCACUACAGCAGUCAGCUCCAUAUGCACAUCUGGUCAUUCAGGAUCCAAUCCCUAUCCUCUAUGCCCAGGAAAACAUCGUCCAGCUCUCUGUUUCCAAAGCCAAGUGUGAAACCUCCAACCUCCAGCUUCACAGUGCCAGAGAAAGUUCACUGUCAAGGCAAGGGGCCAAGUCAAUGUUUCAAGCCAUCCCCCCACAGGGCACCCCCUCUCCCAUGAGCCCUCAGUCCCCCAGGGCUCCCUCUCCCGAGUCACUGCCUCUCAGGUUCGGCGCUGAGCUUCCUUCCUUCGUUCAGUUUGAUUCGAGAGCCCCUGGCUCCUCAUCUCCAAACCUGCCAUCGCCUGGAGGUGGCUCUUCGGUGACUACAGGUUUUCGAGCAGAGUCACCCACCCCAGAAAGUCUGGGGCAGGUUCUCCCAGCAUGUGGUCCUCCCCCAUCCCAGACAGGUCCCAGGACAUCAUCCCCCACCCCCAGCCCAGGGUCACCAGGUUCAUUGGGACACAUUCCAUCUACAGGGGAGCAGGUCCUGGUCUCGGAUCAGCUGGAGAGAUCGCCACCGACAGGCACCUUGCAAACGAGCGCACAAGCCACUCCAUCACAGGCUCCCGGUGACCCUGGGCCUCCGCCCUGUAAGCUCCCCGAGCUGAGCUCCGAUCCCGGGCUUGUGGGCGGUGUCGCUGAGGCGAAGGUGGAGAGCCCGGCCGGCCAGUUGGGUGGAGUCCUGGUGGCUCGGUCACUCUCCUGUCCUGCCUGCGGUGGGCCACGUGAGGCCGUUCUGCCCAAGCCCGGCCCCUCGCUGGCGUGUGCUGUGUCGGAGUUCUGCUGCUCACUGCCGCCUUGGGUCAGCCUGCGGGGCCGGUCACCAUCCCCCUCUGCCAUCAGGCAGCUUGAGCAGUCCUGGAAACCCCCACGAGCCACCACGCCCCUGGCCCACCCCACACACACAGCCCAGCCGCCUCCCUCCCUGGGUCCUGAGGCCAAGUUGCCUUGCCUCACGCACUCCCGGGGGCUGGCGUGCUCCCCCGGCUCUGAGGGCCGGUCCGUAAUCCCGGGGGACGGUGUGGGGAGCCAGCCCAUUUCGCUGGGCCUUCAGCGGCGAUCGCCCUCACCCUUUCGACGCCAGCAGAGGCACGCCCCGUGGGUGCAGGACACAGCAGGCCCCAGACAGCGGCCUACCUCCUUCCAACUCUGUGCAACCACUGGCCCCUCGGUCCACUCCCGCUCACCCCGUGCUAGCUCUCCACCGGGGCAGGCCCCCUCCACCGAGCGGUGCGCGCCUUCCCCACCCCUUCCUGCCUCCAGUCCCCUGUUCCCAAGAGGGAGGGUCAACUCCUUACCUUCGCUCGGCAGGCCUGGGGCCUACCACCCUGACAAAGUGGAGCCGGGGCUGCUCUCGAACUCCGGCCCCAGGGUCCGCUUACCCCUGCCGCUGCCCGUUAAUUCACCGGCACCCUCCACAGCCGGCCUCUGCUCAAACCGAGACCCGCCCCUCAGGGGUUGGCGUGGGCAAGGCCCGUUCUCUGACGGCUCUCACUCCAGGUCUCAGUCUCCAGUCGGUCGGGCCCUUCCAGAGCCAGGCCAGAGGUUACGAUCCCCGUCCCCACCGCCUGCAUCCCAGACAGGGUUGCCCUCCCCACAUCACGCCGCGCCCCCGGCACAAACUGACCGAAGGACCAGGGGCCGGCAUCCCUCGGAAAACAGUGAGUUGGUGGCCUCCCCUCAGGCAAGACCGGUGCUUUGCUCACCUGCCGCCGAUCCGGAACUCUCCGUCGGCCCUCAGCCUCACAUCGGUCCCAGGCGCCCGAGCCCCAAAGACCCGGCCCGCUCCCAGGGCCUGGCCACGAGUGCCGGCCUGUCGCAGGCACCUCCAGGGGCAUCUACUGCCCACUCAGCGCCAGGUUCCCCGCCCCACAGACACUCAGUCAGGGUCCCCAGCCCCAGGGUGUGCUCCCCAGUGCCUGCCAUGCGGGUCAGCUCCACUUCCCCAGAAAGGCCCACCUCAAGGGUCCCAUCUCCAUCACCCUCCUCGCGGUCAGGGUCUCCUGUCCUGCUCUGGGCUGGUCUGCAGGGCCAGUUACCCACCUCACCCUCGCCCUCGCCCUCAGGCCCAUUGUGUCAGAGCCCCACGGUCGUGUCUGCCCUACCCACUCCCUCCAGCCCGGGGAGAUGGGCCCACCCCUCUGUCACUCAGCCAAAGGGCAACGGCUCUUCUCUUGGCAUCAGGGGAGAAUGGAGCGGCCCGUUGGCUGAGAGCGUUGGCAAAGGCUGUGCCCGGGAGAGAUUGGACCACGAGGAGCAUCCUGGCCGACAGCCUGAGGCUGGAGGUUUCAUUGGUAAUCCAUCAUCUGAGGAGCUGGAUAUGGCCAUCGCUGGCCCUCAGUCGGUGCCCGCCACAGGAGGUUCUCCAUGUUGCUGGCAGACUGAGCGAGAGGAGGUGGAAGACGGGGAGAUGUUGACGGGAGGGGGGUCAGCUCGCCGUCCGAGUGCCAACCCUGCCAGCAUUCAGGUGGAGUGGUGCAACAUUCCGAGGCCUGGCAGGAGCAUGAGUGAGAAAGGGAACAUGAAGACCAGCUAUUCCACCACAGUGAACCUACAGAUCGGAGGCACUGGGAAGAGAGCGACUUUCAGCAGAGCUCAGGUCAGUUUAACCCAGAUGUUCCUUCCAGCAGCUGGGCAAUCGGUCAGGAAGGUCAGCAGCAGCAAUGGAAUGACACAGACAACGUGAUCACAAACAAGGCUGACGGCAAAGCUACAAACUGCCAAAGAACCUCAGUUUUAUCCCUGACAGUAUGCUGCGAAGAGCAGGCACAGACACACACUCUCACACACACUCACUCACACUCAUUCACACACACACUCUCUCACACACACACACAAACUCUCACACACACACACACACACUCUCACACACACACAAACUCUCUCACACACACACACACUCUCUCACACACACACACAAACUCUCUCUCACACACACACACACACACACACACACACUCUCACAUACACUCACUCACUCAUUCACACACACACACACACACAGACGCACACACACACUCUCUCACACACACACUCACACACACACACACACACACACACACACACACUCACUCACACUCAUUCACACACACUCUCACACACACACAAAGACUGUGACCAGAACCAGACAGACCGCUGCUUUCUGGAAACGAGUUGGCAAAGAAUUGAAAUGGCGAACGUUGACUUUGAGAAUGUGGGAAUUGCUGGAAGAUGAAGAGCACAGCCCACAGGAGACAUUGGGAUGGGACUCUCUGGCUGUGGGGCGGGGAGGGUGCUGGGUGCAGUAAAAGAAAAUGAGCAUUCUGUAGGGGGGUAUCUGAGCAGCCGAGCCAGGUGGCAUACACAUGACAGAUAGGUGGGGUAGGGCCAGAGGAAGGGUGUUUCUGAUUCAAAGGUCCAAGUCGAUUCACAGGCAGAUUUGUAGCACAGAGAAGGUUUUUUUUAAUGGAGGGGGGCCUUGAAAGCAAGGAGGAAAGUCCAAUACAGAUUAUUGUAAGAGCAUAGAAAUCUGCAACUCCCUGCCCAGAAACAGUAGCAAUUUGGAACUUUCGAGACUGAGAUUGACAGGUUCUGUUUUCCAAUUGGAUUAAUUUACCAAAGGAAACAGAGCAAAAGCAGGGAAACUGAACUGAUAUUUAGAUCAAACAUGUUCCAUGAUGUGGAGGUCCCAGUUUUGGACUGGAGGUGGAUAAGGUCAGGAGUCACACAGACACCAAGUUAUCAUCCAAGCUUUUGGAGCACUGUGAUUUCAAAUAAACCCGUCAGAUAUAACCCGUUGUCAUGUGACUUCUGACCAUGAUCUAAUUCAAAAUCACAGUAGACUCGAGGGGCUGAAUGGCCUCUUGCUGUUUGUAGAUUUUUCUAAGGACAGCUGGCUCAGAUGCCAGAUAAGGUCACGUUUCACUCCAGGGGAAUUCAGGGCUGUCUCGAGAUGGUGAUGUAGUUGAUAGAAACUGUUUGCGGAAGUCUGAGAUGGGCUGUUGUGGGACGAGUCCGGAGAACUGAGUUCUGCCCUUAGACCCAGGGGAUUUAGACGCUGCCCAGUGUUGUUUGUAGAGCACAGCAAGAGUUUAUUACUGCGCCACUCAGUGGGAGGCAGCUGGGAUCUGUUAGAAUCUUUUUCCAUGACCUUCCAUUUGGGAGACCGGGAUCCCGAAUUGGUUCUGAUGGGGUCACGUGCCGAACCCCAGCACCCUCACCAUUUCUGGUCAACUUGUUUCCACUCUGUAUAGUAGUUCCCACGUGAGCUGGGUACACACAAAUAGAUCUGACAGGAAAUUCCAACCCACUCCCCCCCACUUCCAUUCCUCAUCCUUAAUCCAAGGAACACUGUCCAAGUGAGAUUUCAGGGAUACAAUGGGACUUAGCUCCCGUCAUUGACAGAGGUGAGUGAGUCAGAGAGGGAGGAUGGUAAUAGAGGUGACAAUGAGGAGGAGGCUUGAAGGGGGUGGAGACAAUUGUUGAUACAAAUGAAUAGCGUUGUAUUAGCUCCUUGAGUGUAAAUGGAAGGAUAACUGGCUGGGACCUGGCCUGUACCCCACACACACGAGCUACAGUCAAAUACAUUACAGAAUUAAUUCAAAAUGUUCCUAUUUAUCCGUGAAGCUGGCUAAAAUAAGCACAAUGUCUUGGAUUCAACAUGAGCAACAGCCAAGUCUCAGAGAGCAACAUUCCCUUGAAUCUGAGAGAAGGCACUUAGCAUUUUGACUUGCACUGUACACCCUUAAGGCUAUAAUCGUGGGUGUGUGUGUGUGUGUGUGUGUGUGUGUGUGUGUGUGUGUGUGUGUGUGUGUGUGUGUGUGUGUGUGUGUGUGUGUGUGUGUGUGUGCGCAUGUGUGUGUUUAUGUGUAUGAGUGUGUGUAUGACUGUGUGCAUGCAUGUGUGACUGUGCAUGUAUGACUGUGUGUGAUGACUCUGUGUAUGUGUGUGUGUGUGUAUGUGUAUGUGUGUGACUGUGUGUGUGUCUGCGCGCUCGUGUUUGUGUGUGGGCAUGCAUGUGUCUGAGCGUGUGUGUGUGUGUGUGUGUGUGUGCAAGUGCGUGCAUGUGUGUGUUUUUUCUAAUACCUAUGAGAGGCCUAGUUUUUAUUUUUGUUAAUUGCAAAGUGCCGUCUUUAAUAUGUAUCAUUAUUUGUCACGAACUCUUUAUGAAAAAGAAAAGGCACAGUUCUGUAAAUAUCACACCAAAAUAAUGUGCCGUAUCAGUCCUGUUGUUCUGAAAUUCAUUUUGUCUUUUCAAUUUAUAAGACCUUUGUUGAA